AUGGACACCUAUUCGUAUCAUGAGUUCAUAUUCAAGCGCUUGCUUUUCACUCUGAUCACAUGGCUUCUUCUCUUACUUGCUCGCUCUUUGUCUUAUAAUCUGCAAUAUCCACUUUGCCAUCAAGAUGAGAGGGUAGCUUUGAUGCAGUUCAAGGAUAGUUUUCUCAUAAACAACACUACUUGCAAAUAUAAGAAUAUGGAGAAUCGCGAGGUUGCAUCUUGGAGAAUAGAAGGAAAUAAUACCAAUUGUUGUGCAUGGGAUGGGGUUGAAUGCAACCAAGUCACGGGUCAUGUCAUUGCCCUCAACCUUUGGAGCAGUUGUUUUUAUGGUUCUCUCACCUCAAACAGUAGUCUCUUUCGCCUUCUUCACCUUCAGGAGCUUACACUUGUUUUUAAUGACUUCAAUCACUCGCAAAUCCCAUCUGAGAUUGGUAAUCUUUCAAGCUUAACACAUCUUGACCUCUCCUAUUCCUGGUUUUCAGGACCAAUCCCCUCAGAAAUUCAAUACCUAUCCAAGUUGUCUUCACUUUGGAUUCAGUCUCUUGAUUCUUAUAAUUUAUAUACCAGAAGUCUAACAAGUUUAGUUCAAAAUUUAACCAACCUUGAAUUGCUUGAUUUUUCUGGUGUCAACAUAUCUUCCACUGUACCUGAAAGCUUGACAAAUUUAUCUUCUUUAAAAUAUCUAGAUCUAAGUACCUGCAAACUGUAUGGGCGAUUUCCAACCAGAAUUUUUCAGCUACCACACCUACAGGAGCUAGCUGUAGCAAGCAAUGAAGAUCUCACUGGCUAUUUGCCCGAAUUUCACACAAGCUCUCCUCUUGUGUAUUUAGCACUUGGAGACACAAAUUUCUCUGGUAAUCUGCCUGCUACAAUUGGAAACCUUAAUUCCUUAACUGCCUUUGCCAUUGGUAAUUGUAAUUUUUCAGGAACCAUCCCAAAUUCGUUCAGUAACCUUACCCAACUCAUUAUGCUAAACCUUUCACAAAACUCAUUCAGCGAGUUGUCUUGGCUCCCUAGAGCUAGUUCAAGCGACAUUCUUCCACAGAUUCAAAAUUUAGGAUUGGCAAAUCUCGGCUUAACAAAGUUCCCAGAUAUAUUACGAAACCAUAGUAAAUUGUUCAACCUAGAUCUAGCAGGCAACAAUCUUCAAGGCUUGAUACCCAAAUGGAUGUACAAUGUAAGUAAAGAAUCUCUGCAGCGUUUUCACCUUUCUAACAACUAUCUCAUUGGCUUUGAAAAUUCUCCUGCAAUUAUCCCAUGGCCGAAACUAGACUAUUUAAGCCUUGAGAAUAACAUGAUGCAUGGAUCACUCCCAAUUCCACCACCAUCCCUAAGGUUUUAUUUUGUCAGUAAUAAUUCAUUCACCGGAAGGAUUUCACCAUUUAUUUGCAAUAUGAGUUCACCUCGAGUGCUUGAUUUGUCCUAUAACUAUUUGAGUGGCACGAUUCAUCCAUGUCUAGGCAACUUGAGUCAAUCUUUGUCAGUGCUACAACUACGAAGAAACAACUUUGGCAGCAACAUCCCAAAAACAUGGGCAAAAGAAUGCAGCUUGAAGAUGAUUGACUUAAGUCAAAACCAAUUACAAGGUCAUUUGCCAAGAUCUUUAGCCAACUGUAUGGAGCUUGAGUAUCUACAUGUUGGGCGCAAUCAAAUCAAUGAUACCUAUCCCUUUUGGUUAGGAACUCUUCAACAAUUGAAGAUUCUUGUUCUCCAUUCUAAUGGCUUCUACGGUUCAAUGAGGAGUUCGGAAACAAAUUACACAUUCCCCGACUUGCAUAUUAUUGACCUCUCUCACAACCAUUUCUCUGGACAUUUGUCUGCAAGAUACUUCGCACAAUGGGAUGCCAUGAAAUCCAUUGGUGUAAAUAAUUUAAAUUACAUGGGUUCUGAGGUGAGCUAUUCAAUUAUAAUAACAAUAAAAGGUGUGGAGUUGGAAUUUGAGAAGAUCCAAGAUGGCCUUACAGUCAUAGAUUUCUCUUGCAACAGAUUUGAAGGAGAUAUUCCAGAAAAACUGGGGAAUCUGAAAGGACUUCAUGCCCUCAACCUUUCCAAUAAUGCUUUCACUGGUCAUAUCCCAUCAUCAUUUGGGAACUUGAAACAGCUAGAAUCAUUAGACCUUUCUCAAAACAAAUUGUUUGGAAAGAUACCUCCUGAAUUAGUCCAGCUCAAUUUCCUUUCAAUCUUUAAUGUGUCACAUAAUUGCCUCACUGGACCUAUACCACACGGGCAACAGUUUGAAACAUUUUUAAACAAUUCAUUCAAAGAUAAUCCAGGAUUGUGUGGAUGGCCAUUGUCCAAAAUCUGUGGAGAUUCCAACAGUUCAACACCUCCACCUUCAACCUUUGAAGAGAAUCAGGGUCCAAUUUUCUUUGAAUUUGGUUGGAAAGUAGUUGUGAUGGGAUAUGGAUGUGGAUUCAUAUUUGGAGUUGCUAUCGGGCACAUUGUGACAACAAGAAAGCAAGAUUGGCUCAUCAAGAUUUUUGGCCAGAAACAACGCCAAACUCAAAUAAGGGUGAAUCAUAGGUAG
Juglans regia (Persian walnut) is the source of this 2526-nucleotide messenger RNA. Its product is annotated as receptor-like protein 53. The transcript has a single exon. The coding region runs from base 1 to 2526 and encodes 841 amino acids. NCBI's taxonomy places the organism in Eukaryota, Viridiplantae, Streptophyta, Magnoliopsida, Fagales, Juglandaceae. The record is from RefSeq and is a predicted model, not a curated record. Gene Ontology annotation, molecular function: protein binding.